UGGACGUGAGGUGUUGUUUGAGAUGAUAAAUAGUUUGAAUUUUCCCUUAUGAUCAUUAUUUGGCUUCCGAGAAAUUAAGUGAAUGGUGGUGGUGGAGCAUAGAUAGGGUCAGUGAUUUUGUCGUUAGCAACAUUUUCCACGAAAACCUCACUAUGUUUUCCAGGAAACAUCCAUUAAGUUUCUGUGCAAGAAAGAGUCGCAACGGUCUAUAUAUCCUCUCAUUCACAACAAAUUGUUUCAACUAGAAAAAUUUCAUUAAAACCGUGUGAUUCUUCCACUCUCCGGAGAUUUCUAGUCUUUUAUUGCAUCGUGUGAAUCUUCUUGAUUCAUCAAUGGGUUCUGUAAUGAGCUGUUCCAAAAGGAAAGCUACCAGUCAGGAUGUGGAAUCCGAAUCUGUUAAAAGACAAAAGAUAUGCUCAACCAACGAUGAUGAGAAUUGCAGAUUGAUUCGUCCAGAUGAGUUUUCUUGGAAACAUCCUUUGAGUUUCUGUGCCAACAGAGUCGUCAACGCAGCAGUAGGCUUCUUCGCUCAUUUUACAAAAGUCAGAUUCCAACUGGAUAAUGAAGUAUCUUCUUCAUCUCUUCCAUCUCCUCCAACUUCUUUGUCCCAAAACUGGAUACACCAUGUCUUCUCGAGCUUCCACGGAGCUGAUGUCCGUAAAACCAUUCAUAGUCACAUCCUGGAAUUGUUCCAAAGAAAGGGAAUUGACAUAUUCGUUGAUAAUAAUAUAGAGAGGAGUAAGUCCAUCGGGCCUGAGCUUGUAAAAGCUAUCCGAGGAUCAAAGAUCGCCAUUGUCUUGCUCUCCAAGAACUAUGCUUCUUCUUCGUGGUGUCUUGAUGAGUUGGUAGAGAUCAUGAACUGCAGGAAAGUGUCGGGUCAGAUAGUCAUGCCCAUUUUCUAUCAAGUGGAUCCAACUGACAUAAAGAAACAGACUGGAGAUUUUGGGAAAGCCUUCAGAAAAAGUUGUAAAGGUAAAUCAAAAGAGCAUAUUGAAAGAUGGAGAAAAGCUUUGGAGGAUGUGGCCACAAUCGCCGGAGAGCAUUCUCACAAAUGGGUCAAUGAUGCGGCGAUGAUUGAACAAAUAGCAACUAAUAUUUCAAACAUGUUGAGUAACUCCACACCAUCAAGAGAUUUGGACGAUUUCGUUGGGAUGAGUGCUCAUAUAGAAGAAAUGGAACGAUUGUUACGCCUAGAUUCGGAUCCUGAAGUAAGGACGGUCGGGAUUUUGGGGGCUCCUGGGAUUGGUAAGACGACAAUUGCCACAGUUCUGUUUAAUAAAUACUCCAGCAGAUUCCGACAUAGUGCAAUCAUGUAUGAUAUCAGAGGAAGCUACCCAAGACUUCCUUUAAAUGGGUUGAGUGCACAAUUGCAACUUCAACACCAAAUGUUGUCCCAGAUGAUCGACCAGAAAGAUAUCACGAUUUCUCAUUCAGGAGUGGCACAAGUUCGGUUAGAAAAAAAGAAAGUGUUACUCGUUAUUGAUGAUGUGGAUCAAGUAGGACAACUAGAAGCCUUGGCGAAGAAAGAAUGGUUUGGUCCUGGAAGUCGGAUUAUUAUCACAACAGAAAAUCUGGGAGUUUUGCAAUCCCAUAGGAUCGAUCAUAUUUACAAAGUGAAGUUUCCAUCAAGUGAUGAGGCUUUUGAAAUAUUUUGUACGAAUGCCUUUGGACAGAAACACCCAUAUAAAGGUUUCUAUGAGCUUGCUUGGGAAGUUAUAGCUCUUGCUGGUAAACUCCCUUUGGGCUUGAAGGUUCUAGGCUCGUUUCUGCGGGGACGGUCCAAGCAAGACUGGAAAAAUAUGCUACCAACGUUGAAGAAUCGCCUUGAUGGAGAAAUAGGGAGCAUUAUACAGUUCAGUUAUGAUGCCUUACCUGAUGAAGAGAAAUAUUUAUUUCUUUAUCUAGCCUGCUUUUUCGUCAGUGGCUUUGUAUCAACUUUCAUAUCAACUUUCAUUUCUGAAGUGGAAGAGGUUCUUGCGACGAAGUUCUUGGAUGUGAGGCAAAAUCUUCACGUUUUAGCCGAAAGAUCUUUCAUAUCUAUUGAAGACUCAAUGAUAAGGAUGCAUACUCUGCUACAUCAAUUUGGAAGAAAAACUUCACGUAAGCAAUUCGUUCAUCAUGUCCAUAGGGAAAGUUACCUUUUGGUCGGUGCAAGAGAUAUAUGUGAAGAGCUUAGGCAUGAUACAACAAACAGUAGGCGUUUUAUAAGCAUAAAUUUAGAUUUAUCUAAUACCGAGGAAGAAUUGAAAAUAAGUGAGAAAGCACUUGAAAGAAUGAAUGAUUUAGAAUUCGUAAGAAUCAAUGAUAGGGGUCUUGGUCAGACUAAGAGUCUGCAGUCACUGCUACAUCAUUCUCAACAUAUUAGAUCACUGCAUUGGUGGUAUUUCCCGAAUAUAUGUUUGCCUUCUACUUUUAAUCCGGAGUUUCUCGUCAAACUAGAUCUGAGUUACAGCAAGCUUCACAAGCUAUGGGACGGAACCGCAUCACUUGGAAAUCUCACGUCGAUGAAUUUGAGUUACUCUACACAUCUGAAAGAGCUGCCUGAUCUUUCAACUGCAACUAAUCUGGUAGUACUAUAUCUUCAACUAUGUGUAAGUUUAGUAGAGCUCCCCUCCUCUAUUGGAAAACUCACUAGUCUCCAGAUUUUAGUUCUUCGUACAUGCUCAAGUCUAGUGAAAAUUCCUUCUUCUAUUGGCAAUUUGACCAAUCUCGAUUUAGAUCUCACUAGUUGCUCAAAACUUGUGGAGCUUCCCUCUUCUAUUGGGAAUGGAAUUAAACUUAGCAAACUGAUUCUUGAUUAUUGCUCAAGUCUGGUGAAGCUCCCGUCCUCUAUCAAUGUCACUUACCUCAGGGAAUUGUCUCUAGCCAAUUGUUCACGUGUUGUGGAGCUCCCGGCUAUCGAGAAUGCGAAUAAUCUUGAGACAUUGAAGCUCCAAAAUUGCUCAAGUCUACUAGAGCUCCACCCUUCUAUUGGAACUGCCAAAAAUCUUAGUAGAUUGGAUAUUAGCGGAUGCUCAAGUCUUGUGGAGCUUCCUUCAUUUAUCGGAAAUCUUCAAUUUUUGUGUGACUUGAUAAUGGGAGGAUGCUCAAAGCUCGAGGUUCUUCCAACCAACAUCAACUUGGAAUAUCUUGGGUUACUUGAUCUCACAGAUUGCUCGCAGUUGAAAAGUUUUCCUGAGAUCUCUACAAACAUUGAGUACCUCAUGCUCAAAGGAACUGCAAUAAAAGAAAUUCCUAUGUCGAUCAUGUCGUGGUCUGGUCUUUCUGACUUUCGUAUGUCAUACUUUGAAAGCCUCAAGGAAUUCCCGCAUGCACUCGACAUCAUCACAGAGCUGCAUUUGCUAAACGAAGAUAUACAAGAAGUUCCUCUAUGGGUCAAGGGAAUGUCUCGUUUACGUAAACUUAGACUCUACAACUGCAAUAAUCUGGUAUCACUCCCCCAACUUUCUGAUUCCUUAUCUUGGAUUGAUGCAUGCAACUGUGAGUCUCUUGAGAGACUGGAUUGUUCCUUUGAAAAUCCAGAGAUCCGUCUGAAGUUCACUAAUUGCUUCAAACUGAACGAAGAAGCCAGAGAUCUUAUCAUGCAGACAUCGACUUCUGGUUAUGCGAUCUUACCGGGUACACAAGUGCCUGCCUGCUUCAAUCACCGAACUACUGCUGGAGGUUUAUUGAAAAUUAAGUUGAAUGAGUUGUCUCUUCCUACAUCCUUGAGAUUUAAGGCUUGUGUCAUAAUGGAUAUGGAUAAAGAAGAAACUGAUGAUGAUGAUGAUGAUGAUGAUGAUGUUGAUGAUGAUGCUAGUUGGAUGGGAGUAACUAUUGACAUCACGGAUGAACAGAAGGAUCUCAAUGUUUGGUGUUUACCACCAGGCCCCCGUAAUACGAAACGAUUUUUAGCAGAGCAUAUCUACACAUUUGAAAUUGACGAAGGGGAGGUGACUUCCACUGAGCUUAUUUUUGACUUCAAAAUAGACAGUGACAAGUGGAAGAUGGGAGAAUGCGGGCUAUAUCAAAUCUCGGAGGUCCCUUCAUGUUAAUGAACAUGAUGAGAGCUUCAGAUAUGGCACCGAUGGAGGACGUUAUAAAAUU
Molecule: messenger RNA, 4086 nt
Organism: Camelina sativa (false flax)
Lineage: Eukaryota; Viridiplantae; Streptophyta; Magnoliopsida; Brassicales; Brassicaceae
Source: RefSeq, a predicted model, not a curated record